CCGUGGCUGUGGGCCGGGAAGCGACACCAGCGGCUCCCAGAGCCCGAAGCGGAGCAGCAGCCGCCGCCGCCGCCGCUGCCAUGGCGGUAAAGGACCCCACAGCUGUGGAGAGAGCCAACUUGCUGAACAUGGCUAAAUUGAGUAUCAAAGGGCUGAUUGAGUCGGCUCUGAGCUUUGGCCGAACCUUGGACUCUGACUAUCCUCCUUUGCAGCAGUUCUUUGUGGUCAUGGAGCAUUGCUUGAAGCAUGGAUUGAAAGUAAGAAAAUCUUUUCUCAGUUACAAUAAAACAAUCUGGGGGCCCUUGGAGCUGGUGGAGAAACUGUACCCAGAAGCAGAGGAGAUAGCAGCUAGUGUGAGAGAUUUGCCUGGACUUAAGACCCCCCUGGGUCGUGCCAGAGCAUGGUUACGACUGGCCCUCAUGCAAAAGAAAAUGGCUGACUAUUUGCGCUGCUUGAUAAUUCAAAGAGAUCUGCUGAGUGAAUUCUAUGAAUAUCAUGCCCUAAUGAUGGAAGAAGAAGGAGCAGUUAUUGUUGGCCUUCUGGUAGGCCUGAAUGUGAUAGAUGCUAAUCUGUGUGUAAAGGGAGAAGACUUAGACUCACAAGUUGGGGUAAUCGACUUUUCUAUGUAUUUAAAGAAUGAAGAAGAUAUUGGAAAUAAAGAAAGGAAUGUUCAAAUUGCUGCCAUUUUGGAUCAGAAGAAUUAUGUUGAAGAAUUAAACAGACAACUGAACAGCACAGUCAGCAGCCUCCAUUCAAGAGUUGAUUCAUUAGAAAAGUCAAACACUAGACUGAUUGAAGAGUUAGCAAUAGCAAAGAACAAUAUCAUUAAACUCCAAGAAGAAAAUCAUCAGUUACGAAGUGAAAAUAAACUGAUUUUAAUGAAAACACAACAACAUUUAGAGGUUACCAAAGUAGACGUGGAGACUGAGCUUCAGACAUACAAACAAUCUCGUCAGGGACUGGAUGAGAUGUACAAUGAGGCCCGCAGACAGCUUCGAGAAGAAUCCCAGUUACGACAAGAUGUAGAGAAUGAGCUUAUGGUGCAAGUCAGCAUGAAACAUGAAAUUGAGCUUGCCAUGAAGUUGUUGGAAAAAGACAUCCAUGAGAAACAAGAUACUCUUAUAGGCCUUCGACAACAACUGGAGGACGUUAAAGCCAUUAACAUAGAGAUGUAUCAGAAGCUGCAGGGCUCAGAAGAGGGCAUGAAAGAAAAGAAUGAAAUAAUUGGUCGACUGGAGGACAAGACCAAUAAAAUCACUGCUGCCAUGAAACAACUGGAACAAAGAUUGCAGCAAGCAGAGAAGGCUCAAAUGGAAGCCAAGAAUGAGGAUGAGAAAUUUGAACAAGAGUGUCUGAGUCAGUCUGACAGCCUACAGAAACAGAUAUCCCAAAAGGAGACACAGCUGGCUCAAUUGGAAACUGAUUUGAAGAUUGAAAAGGAGUGGAGGCAAACUCUGCAAGAGGAUCUUCAGAAGGAGAACGAUGCUCUUUCUCAUCUGAGAAAUGAGACGCAACAAAUCGUCCGUCUUAAAAAAGAAUUUCUGAGUCUCCAGAAUGAAAAUCAACAGUUGAAAAAAAUAUAUCAGGACCAGGAACAAGCCCUUCAAGAACUUGGCAGCAAGCUCAGCGAAUCGAAACUUAAAAUAGAAGAUAUAAAAGAAGCCAACAAGGCGUUACAGGGUCAGGUUUGGUUGAAAGAUGAAGAAGCAACACACUGUAAAUUGUGUGAAACGGAAUUCUCACUUUCUAAAAGAAAGCACCAUUGUCGAAACUGUGGGGAAAUUUUUUGUAACGCCUGCUCUGACAACGAGCUGCCUUUGCCUUCGUCACCAAAGCCCGUUCGAGUCUGUGAUUCCUGUCACGCUUUGCUGAUCCAGAGAUGCUCAUCCAACGUGCCCUGAGACUCCCGGCAAGCGCACCCUGACUGGGGCCGGCCUGAGCGUGCGUAUUAGAUGUACGUCCGUGUCUUCACCAGUUUCAGAAACUUCUGGCUCAUCCUCGAUAGGCUUCAUGUGUACGUGCUCCCAGAGCAAAAGUUGUACCCUGUUAACUCAAACACUACAGAAAUUCUGAGAUGGAUUUCACUUUUUAUUUUUCAAUGUUUUUAAUUUCUAAGCAAAAUGCCUUUGUAAGGGACCUUUGAACUAUUCUUGCAAAUAGAAAAUUUUCAACAGACUAGGCACAUUUCUUUGAACAUUAAUUUAAAUAACUGAAAAUAAUUAGAUGUAAUUCAUAAUGAGCUGAUAGGGUAUCGGAUUUAAAGAAAAUGGAGGUCUUUUAAAGGCCACAUGGAUGUGUACAAAACCAAGAUUUUUGCCUUAUCUCAGACCUUCCCAAAAUCCCAGGCUUGUUAUAUUCUUCUGCCUAAUUGAUUCAAAAGAGUUGCUAUUUUUUGAUGGUGCCUGCAAUUCUUUUUCAAUGCACUUUAUAAGCUUCAUAGUUCUCAGAAAAAUACUGUGCAUAAGAAAAAAAUCAAUUUUACAAGUGUUUCUAUUUUACAGACCAAUUAUACCAAGAAUGGUAUAUAUUUUUUUCAUCACAAUAUAUACUGACUGUGAACAAUUGAGUUAGAUAGCAUAGUAAUUAUUUAUCAUGUUCACUUGCCAACUUCUCAUUCCUCCAAAACAUGCUUGCUUUCCAGUUUUCUUCUACUUACCUUUUAGUAGCUGCUACCAACAAAAGUUUUUUUUUUUUUUUUGGUCCAAGGAGAGGGGAUUAUGUUGCACUAAACUUGAAGUUAAAUAGUAUCUCCCCCCCUCCCCCCUUUUUUUUUAAACCUCCCUCCCUAGGGCUUGGGGAAUUAUUUCCUCAACCAAAAGUGUCAGAUCUACAAACUUCCUAUCUUUGACUUGCCUACCAUCCCUACCUUUUUAUACGAACUUAAGAAGGUUCCAAUUCUGUUUAGGUCAUUAUGAAAAGGGGACAUUGGGGAGGACAAUGUUAGGAGAAUCGGUAUUCCAAUUAACUUUCCCAUUGUGUAAAUGAUAUGAAUUGCCCCGCUUGACACAGAAUUAAAACUCGGAAUGUUCUUCCAAACACCAUUUCUCCUCUCCCUUGUUAGGGUGCCCAGGGGAUUAAUUUAUACAAGUAUUAAGAAAAACCCUGAAAGUGUGUUAGCAGUAUUACAUUAAAUACCCUUUCAGAAUUUUUAAUUCUUAAUACAACUAUUGUAAUUAUUGAGUAUGAAGCAAAAUAUCAUGAAGCUUAUGCUUGAAAUCAUUUCAGGUCAAAGUAUCUUAAAUUGGAAAUUAAGUAUAUACACUAUUCCACUUAUGCUUUAAACAGGAAAGAUGUUCAAGAUAGAAUCAUUUAAAUUGCUGCCGUUAAGAAUCAAUCACUUUCUAAGGAUGGUUUUAAAUUAUCUUGACUAAUUAUGUAAGAAAUGGAAGUUUUCUAAUUUAACCAUCUUUUUCUUAAGCAUAUAGAACACUACUGCAAAACUUUCAUUUUACUAGAAAUCCUAGACUAUUAGUUUUAUGCAGUUAAAUUAUAGCUUAGUUUACUGGAUCAACCUUUUAAAAAGUGUUGAGCUUGUUAGUACUUUGUAAGGUUUGCAAAGCACUUUACACUUUUUCUUACAGUGUGUGACUGUGGAUCAUAAUGAAUUUACUUUGAUAUUAUCAGGGACUCUAUUGAGAAAUCAAUAGUGUGAAAUCAGAGGACCAAUUCAGUUUAGAAGUCCUGUAGAAAACCCUUUUGUUUUCUUGACCUGAAAUGGCAGCCGGGAAGCUUCUCACUCACCAUGAAAACAGUUCCACAUCUAGCCAAGUGCCAAAGGGCAUUUUUAAUGUAGCUUGUGCUGAAUUCAGUAACUUCUCACCUUACACGGUAAGCUUGUCGCAUAGUGACAAUUUACUGUAAUUUGCCAAACUUGUACAGAAUUUUUGGUAUCUUCCAACAGAAUUGCUAAAGUACUACUCUUCAUGUUUAUGUACUAAAGUUCAUAAAUCAGGCAACUAAUUCUUAGCUCUUCUUAUUGCAUGUAUCAUUAUGACCAAAUUAAAAAUUUU
Molecule: messenger RNA, 4010 nt
Organism: Sarcophilus harrisii (Tasmanian devil)
Lineage: Eukaryota; Metazoa; Chordata; Mammalia; Dasyuromorphia; Dasyuridae
Gene: RUFY2
Product: RUN and FYVE domain containing 2
Exons: 18
Coding region: 81-1901 (606 amino acids)
Cellular component (GO): cytoplasm
Molecular function (GO): metal ion binding
Source: RefSeq, a predicted model, not a curated record